This is a messenger RNA of Chelonia mydas (Green sea turtle), 2998 nucleotides long. RefSeq names its product ciliary associated calcium binding coiled-coil 1 (gene CABCOCO1). Bases 198 to 1022 code for a protein of 274 amino acids. Lineage: Eukaryota; Metazoa; Chordata; Testudines; Cheloniidae. The transcript has 8 exons. The record is from RefSeq and is a predicted model, not a curated record.
CACGCAGGGGAUGGGUGCUGUGGCGGUGGGGGGGUCACGCAGGGGAUGGGUGCUGUGGGGAUCACAGAGGGGUGCCAGGGCGAAUCGCGCUCCCGGGAAGCGCCACGCGCGGCCGCUGCUCUCCCGGCCGCUGCCCCUGCGCUAACGUCGCCCCCGGCGCCUCCCAGGGCAACGCAGAGACGCGCGGCCCGCCCGGCAUGGCGGCCAAGGCGAAGGGGCAGGAGAACAGGCAGGAAGAAGGCCAAGAACAAGAUACUGUAGGUAGAGAGAUUAUGGCAUGGACGUUUCUUUCUCUUCCCCAAAUUAGUGCUUUGUCAGAACAAAAUGUAGAAGGGGUUCAAAAAAAACUGGAAGAGUUUCUCAAUUUCAGACAAAUUAAGACAUCUUUGAAGGAAGCUGUUUUACUAGAUUAUUAUGUGUCUGGAUUUUGGUGGGCUAAAGAGAUGGACUUCACUCAUGUACAGCUCUCAGGAUUCAUGGCCAUCUUAAACUUUCUGUUGGAGAACCUCAGCACCAAACACAUGACGCUUGAAGACAACAUAAAAGAGCUUGGGAGAGCAAUGGCUGGAAUAGGGGAGUCUCAUUCAGAAAAAAGUGGUGGCUUGGAUUUCUUCAGUGUUGAUCAAGCCAAGGCUAUAAUCAAUUACUUGAAGAUCAGUUUAUUUCAACACUAUAAACUAUAUGAAUAUCUUUUCCACAAUCCCAGGGAAGAACUUGUAAUAGGCGAUGAGAAUGUGGUUGAACUUGUCAAACCAAUGGAUACACUUUUCCCUGCUCCGCUCGAAGAAGGUAUAUCUUACGAUAUGUAUUCAUCAUUUAUUGCAUUACCCCCAGAAUCAGAGGUGGAAACUGAGGAAAUCGAUCAAGAAUGUCAUCCCGAAGGGCUCCAACCAGAAACAGAAUCCUUGGAUAUAGAUCCUAUGGCUGGGUUCACUGUUGAAGAUGUUAAGUCAGUAUUGGGUCAGAUCACAAAUGAAAUUAUUGGCAGCCUUCAGACCUUACCUUGGCAAAACUCCCAGUGAAGUCAUUGAGAGUUUUGCAUGAAAAAGAACUGCAGGAUCAAGUGAGAAAUGCAUUUUUUUCCAUCUAUCAAGCUCUGGUUACCUACCCAGAGAAUAAUAUCCUCUUUAUUAUAGUAACUGUCCUCCACAGACUCUUCUGCAACUGAUUCCUCAGCUCUUUAACACCCCCCUCCCCCAGUUGCUCUUAUCAUUAGAUUCUGUCUGAUCCAUGUUCAAAAUCCUUCCACUACAUUCUUAGACAUUGAACUGUGAUCUUAUACUCUGCAUUGUUUCUCCAAUGGAUGUAAUACAUCCUCUGGUGCUGGUUGAAUCAAGGAAAUACCAUUAAGUGUCGGAUCACAGUGCUGGCUCAAAGUAGGUGUGACGGUAAUGGUAGUGGACUGAAGCAGGAGCUGCCCCAGGGACAGCUGAUUUUCAUUAAAGACAUUUAUCAGAGAAGGAUAUAAGAAUGGGAACAGAAGGGCAGCUAGGUUGUGAGUGAGAGAAUUAACUUGGAGAUUCAGUUCUCCUCAGGAAAGUGAUUAAGUACGCACCUAGAAGACACGGAUCAAUGGGAUAUGGACUUGUUCGUUUAUACUUGACAGUGGUCCAAACAUAGUGAACAAGGUAGAUAAGAUAAGAUCUGAGUCAAGUUCAAAUAAGAUCUGGAUAAAGUUCAAAUAAGAAUUCAGAUUUUUUGGUGCUUUAUUCAAACUUUUCAGAAUUUCAGAAUAUUUUGAGAUUUGGCCAUCACUGCUUGGUAUGUUGGAGUAUGGCAAUAAUAGGGAUUUUAAGGCUAAAGGCCUAAAGUUUAACUGAAAAGGUAACCUACUACAAACUUUCUUAGAUGGAAUUCAGCACUUGAUUUUAAGGACCAAUUUUUCUACUGGUAUAAAUUACAUAGCUCUAUUGAAAUGAAUAUGAAGUUAAUAGAGAAUUUGGCCCUAAAUCUAUGAUCAUUUUGUGUGGAGACAGUGAAGUAUAUUUUUACCCUCUCCAAACUUCCAUAGAAAACUUAAAACACUUGAAAUGACCUUAUCUUGUGUUCUUUCCAUUUCUGAUCUAUUUUUGUUAUGAAACACCAUCUGUUUCCAUGGACAUAUACAUCUAUGCAUACUGAAAAGGUUACAUAAAUUCCAAGGCCUCUGAUAUUCAUGGAAUUAGAUCCAGUGUGCCCAGAUUUCUACAGGCAGCAGAAUUGCAGACAGCUUCAUAUUAUCACUGCCAAAGAAUUUGCUAAAAUGUGUCUCAUCCUAUGUACCUUCAUUGCAAAUAUUACAUUGACAUUUAAGCACUGAAAUGCUUCAGAAUUCUGGAGUUCCUAUGUAUAAUAUAUAUUCAUUAUUAUGUAUAUGAUCAAGACAGACAAGCAACAUCUCAUGAACCUUGUUUUUUUUAUUGUUCAUUUCCAAUAUGCUUUCUAAGUUCCAGUAGUGGGUCAGUAAAAUGUAUUACACUAGAGACCUAAUAUCUGCAGCAAAAGAAAACACUGCAGUAACCAAACCCCAGAGCAAUUUUUCUGAUUUGGUGGUUAGUGGUGAAAUCUGUCUGAGAAUACAGACAAAUUAGCCUAUCUCCUAAUUUAAGGUAAUAUGAAAAAUGGCUGUCCCAAUAUCACUUCCUGUUCAUGGCAGACCUACUACAUUGGGAUUGUACACAGUAAUAUGAUAAAGUGUUAUCACAUAAGUACAGGCUGGAACAUCAUAAUGUCUGCAAAACAGGAAGGUGUGUGCAGGAUAAUGUCUGUCUUUAAGGCACUAUAAUAUGUCAAAACCACAAAGACAAUGUGCAGCACAAAAUAGCUCCAUCGUAACCACUUUUUUUUCUGAUUGUCUUCACAGACUGAGAUAAACGAAAAACUGCAAAUGCAGGAAGAGGCUUAUUCUGUGAGAAUAGACAAAUUAAAAUAGACCUAGUAGCUAGACAAGAAGUGGUGCCGAGUUUUAGAGAAAUCUACGAAAACAAAAGAACACAGUUGGCAUGAAUUUAAUUAUUUU